ACACAAUGCUUCACAGUCUCUCCCUCACAACCCUCUCUUCCUCCUCUCCGGCCAAAACCCCAACCCCCAACUCUCUCUCUCCCUCUCCCACCCCCAAACCUCUCUACCUCAAAUUCCGCACAUCCUACCGCGACAACCUCCGUUACCUCAGAGCCCUCCGCAUACUCAACCCCGCCACCAAAAACAACAAGAAGCCUCCCUCUCCGGACGACGUCAACCACGUCCUCGCCACCGUAGACUUCCUCAAGUCCAAGGGCUUCACCGACCCCGACUUCGCUCGCCUCGCCUUCCUCUGCCCCCUGCUCUUCUCCUCCACCUUCGAGCCCACCGACGUCGCUCCAGUCUUCGACUUCCUGUCCGCCGACCUCUCCGCUUCCCCCGAACAGUCCCGCGGCCUGAUCCUCCGCUGCCCCCGCAUUCUCUUCUCCGACGUCGAGUUCUGUCUCCGGCCAACUCUCAAUUACCUGAAGCAGUUGGGGGUGGAGGAUCUGAGCUCGCCCACUAACCUGAACGCCCAUCUUCUGAACACGCGAACGGAUAGGCUGCGAACGAAGAUUGGGUUCCUGCGGAGCAUAGGGUUCUCGCACGAGGAGGCGACGAGGGCUUGUGUGAGAUUGCCGGCGAUUUUUGGGUACAGCAUUGAUAACAACUUGUGGCCCAAGUACAUCUAUUUGGUGGAUGAGAUGGAGAGGAGUGUGGAGGAGCUGAUUGGGUUUCCUCAGUACUUUGGGUUUAGCCUGGAGAAGCGGAUCGCUCCGAGACAUUUGCAUUUGAAAGAGAGGAAUGUUCACCUUCCUUUGAAUAGAAUGUUGCUAUGGGGCGACCAAAAAUUUUUUGCCAAGUGGAAGUGA
Molecule: messenger RNA, 851 nt
Organism: Corylus avellana
Lineage: Eukaryota; Viridiplantae; Streptophyta; Magnoliopsida; Fagales; Betulaceae
Product: Mitochondrial transcription termination factor family protein
Biological process (GO): regulation of DNA-templated transcription
Molecular function (GO): double-stranded DNA binding
Source: RefSeq, a predicted model, not a curated record